AUGGGCCCGUAUCUGGGUAAGUACGCGUUCAAGAUGCUGCUGCGCCAGCACGAAUUAGCAACCGGUCCCAACGCCAGUUAUGAAACGAGCAACGCAGACAACGGGGUAACGAUCUUGACAAACACCAAAAUUGGUGAGAGUCAUGAAGUUAACGCACGAUUGCAUUUUUUUCGCAGACUUGCCUCCUACCUUGCCGUCACGUGA
This is a messenger RNA of Phytophthora nicotianae INRA-310, 204 nucleotides long. RefSeq lists its product as hypothetical. Lineage: Eukaryota; Oomycota; Peronosporomycetes; Peronosporales; Peronosporaceae. Bases 1 to 204 code for a protein of 67 amino acids. The record is from RefSeq and is a predicted model, not a curated record. The transcript has 2 exons.